UAAUUAGGCCAUACUGUUCUUGUCAUGGGUAUUAUUGAAGAAGCAAGACACUUUCUUGAUAACUCAUUGCCAGAGGAGGCAUUGGAGCUUCUCACAUCCAAGCUUGUAGAAAACCAAGCCGAUAUAGAGUAUUUACAACUAUAUGGGGAAGUUUUAUUGGAGAAUAACCAGGUUGAAGAUGCUUAUAAUCUUUUCAUCAAAACAUGUGAAAUGGAUCCAAUAGCUGACAAAGGAGUGGAAAAAUUCCUCUACCUAGGACAAAUCAUUGGGGGAGAAGAUGGUAUAGCUUAUUUGGAUGUGGGAUUAAACAAGUUGAACGAACAGUUUGAAAAUGGAAAUAAAGAUAUAAAGACUAUCAAGAAACUCAACGAAGGUAUAUUCGCUAAAAUCGAAAUCUGGAUGACAGACUUGUGUAUGGAGCCUGAAGCCGAAUCCAAAUGUGAUGAACUUAUCGACUAUGCGUUGAAGGUCGACGAUUCUUACCCGGAAACGUAUUCUUUGCUAGCUUCCAUCAGAAUCAGUCAACAAAGAAAUGAAGAUGCUGAAGAAGCUCUUGCUAGAUCGUGGGAAUUGUUCCAACAAAGAAAGCAAAAGAUCCAGCUUGAGUCAAUCAAUGACGAAAUGAAUUUUGAAGUGAUCGAGUUGAUCCAGCCGUUCAUUACCAUUAUUAAAUUUGCAAUCGAAUUGGAACUUUAUGACUUGGCUAUAGAAGUGUGUCAGGCCACUCAAGACAUCAACGACCAGAUCUUAGACAUUUACUACUACGAAGUGUUGGCCAAUUUGUUCAAGUCCAAGCAGCAGUAUCCACAAAGAGACAAACAAACCGACUAUAGAGACCUACCAAACAGUGUAGUAGAUGAAGAUACUAAAAGCGAUGUCAAGCUCAUAUUGACAAGUGCAUUCAAAAUUCUCCAAACCAGUGACGACUUGGAUCCGGAGUUAACAGAGUCCAUAAACAGUCUUUUAGCUGAAUUUGGAGGGCCCAUAAUGAGUGAGUUGAUGCCUCAGAGAGGUGACGAUAAUGACGACGGCUGGGAAGACGAGAUUGAUGAUAAUUAGAUCCGUGUGUUUUGAACUAUACAUGAAAUAUUGCCAAUAAAUGCCUUAAACCUGUUGAUCAAUGAGUUUAUCCAACUUCUGCUGUAGUUUCUUUAAGUGGGACCACUUUUUGGAAUAGAAUCUCAAUAAUUCCAGGAUUUCUGGGAGGUUUUCGAAUUUGGUAGGAUAUUCAAGUACCACCUCUACACUGAUUUUCAAACCCCAAAUAAGAAUAGAUAAAUGAAGCAGCCAGGCCUCAUUUAAAAGCACGAGAUAUGUAAUGAUGUUCUUGGCAGCAGUGAGUUUUACACCGGUCAUCCGAUUUUGCGGACCUUGAACCGGUAACAGAAUAAGAAUCGAGUUUCUUGAGACUCUCAGUAUGAUCUCCAACAUAUUAUCAUUAUAUCGGGAAAAACUGGAGCUCAAAGUGGAGAUUUGUGGUACACCUUUCCCAAUUUCGAAAAGAGGUUCCAUAUUACAGUUGUCAUAACAAUAUCCAAACUCAUCAUAUUGGAAUAACCCCAAAUAGUUAGCUUGACUUACUCCAGACAAUACUGAAGCGUUAUCAAUUGGUUUAAGGGCAUUGAUAAACUUGAGCAAGUAUGCGUUGGUAGGGAGUUUGCUUGAUAUAGAACUGAAGGUCAAGUUUGAGUAUUUAGGUUUGCCAAACAGGCUGCACCCUAUGAUCAUACAUAUGCAGUUUAUAACGUAAACGGACCAUAUAAGGCCCCUCCUGUGUUCUCUAAUCUUUUCUGGAAGUGUUGAAGGAUCUGCUUCCUCAUCUAAUUUCAACGAAACAGCAAGGUUGACGGCAGAAGAAAUGUCAUUCAUAUAGCCUACUGCACCUGAGGGGUACACUGUGAAGCUCAUGGCCAAGAGCAUAUGAACCAACAUCCGUACGAACUUGUUUUUUUCCAAACGUCCUAACAACAACAAAAACUGGCGAAUCUUGAACUCAAGCAGGUCAUUGAAUUCCAGCAAUCUGGUCUCGAAGUCCACGUCACCAAGAAAUCUCCUCAUGAUCGGCUCGCUUAGUU
Molecule: messenger RNA, 2075 nt
Organism: Yamadazyma tenuis ATCC 10573
Lineage: Eukaryota; Fungi; Ascomycota; Pichiomycetes; Serinales; Debaryomycetaceae
Source: RefSeq, a predicted model, not a curated record